Molecule: messenger RNA, 903 nt
Organism: Paramuricea clavata
Lineage: Eukaryota; Metazoa; Cnidaria; Anthozoa; Malacalcyonacea; Plexauridae
Source: the annotation of a GenBank genome assembly
AUGAAUGUGAAGGAAACAAGAAUAAGUCUUCUACAUGGUGUAUCUUUUAAUGCCAAAGGAAAAUUAGUAUGGCUUGGAACGUUUCAGCAUUUGCAACAGUUUGUUGAAGAUGUACUGAAUUUGUCAAACGGUGUUUGGGAUGGCCCUGGCGGCCAUGAUAAACGAUUCAAAAGUGAAAAGAUUGAUCUAAGAUGGUAUCCAGACACGAAAUCGAUCACACUAAGUGGAACGCUUAAAGAAGAGAUUAAAGCUAAAUUAGAAUCAUUGGCAUCGGUCUCAAAAAGUUUGGCAAAUGCUGAAGAUCAUAAUAAGAUUGCUGACGACCAUAACGAAAAAGAAGUGCAUACUAAUGAUGAAUAUAAGCCUACUGACAAAGACCACGACCUGUCCCUGGAGGCUUUUAAAAAUCAACUUCAAGUUCUUAGCAAACAGGUCAAUGAAAAUGAAUCUGCCCUCAAAAUUAUCCUAAACGAGCGUGCUGAGAAACAAAAUUGGGCUGAUGAUCAGAAAUUGGUUAGUGAAUUAGCAGGCCUAAGAGAGGAAAAUAACACACUAAAAAAUGAGAACUUACGCCUAAAGAAUGAAAACAAUGAUCUAAAUGAAAGAAUAAAUAGGGAAAAGGGAAAGACCAAAACAGCCGAGGAAGAGAGAGACAGCAUGAUCACUGCUAUGCGCCUAUUAGUAGUUGCAGAGUCAAAUACAGUGAUCGAUAAGAGCCAAUUACCGAAGCAUAACCCCGAAACCGAACAAAGCGGGCCCAAUGGAGCGGAUGAAUGCACAACACGGGCACAGAUGAAAGAUGCCCUAAAACCAAGCAUUCAAAUAAGCAACAAUAGACCUACUACAUCAAACACUGACAUAGGAAAUAACGAAGCCGAAGAACCUGAGAUAGACAGUCAGUGA